GGUAGUUUCUGCCAUCAAGCCCUAAAAAACUCAAAUACCACCACCACCCCGGACCGUCGUAAAUAAACCGGUGAUCAACCGACAUCAACCUUCUGUAACCCUUUCCGAUUAACCGAAAAAACGGUUUUCAAAUUCAAAUCAACGAUGGCGGCCAGUGAGACCAAAGAUGACCUAUACGCUCUCUCUCUUCAGAAGGAUGAAGAUGAUAAGUUUAAGGAGUUUGAUUUCGGAUUUGAUGAUGCUGAUGCUCCUCUGCCGCUUACUGUUGCCUCUCGUGUAUUGUACAUGUUAGGUGAUAUUGCAGCAGGUCCUGCUUUUCGGUUUACUCAAUGGUUGGAAUUAGUUAGGAAACGCAGUGGUAGAUAUAAGUCGUCUGGAUUCCCUCGCCGCCCUCAGAGGCUUGAUGGCAUGCUCUUAAGUGCAGGGGAUUUAAGCUUGGAUUUAAAAAAGCUUCCGUCUUUUGAGCAAGUUACAGAUGUUAGUUUGUGGGAAAGGCUCGGUAAGGCUGCGAUGUUGGACAUCGAGUCAAGCUCGUUCUCUUGGAAUAUGCUUUCUUCACUUCACCACACUGAACAUAGCAGCAGCACUGAACAAUCUGAGGAUGAUAUGAAUAAAGCAUUAGAGGUAACAGUCAAUUCAGGUGGAGUUGUAUACUUCGCACUAUUUAACCAUAACGAGAGUGGCGAGUUCGUUCCCAAAGAAUCAGCAGCUGUUAUCAAAAUCGCAUCUUCUAGAAUGGCGACACAAUCAGAACGACUCGGCUACGAAUUCGCAAAAUGGCUUGGUGUCAGAACUCCACAAGCUAGAGUGAUUCAUAAUUGUAGUCCUGAGUGGUUACAAAUUAAGGAAGCUGCGGAAAAAGCAAGAGAGGCUGCGGUUUCCGAUGGAGAUGAAGUCGGUGAAGUGACGUGCUCAGAACUUCUAGAAGCCCUCGAGCUCAGCCGAUGCCUUUACUUGAUGAAUUAUGUGCAUGGAUCUCCCCUUUUGGAAAACUCAAGUGCAUUUCAAACACAAGAAGCUGCAGAAAAGACGGCGGCUGCCCUCGGAAGAAUCUUGAUGUUGGAUCUCAUAAUCAGAAACGAAGAUCGGCUCCCAUGUCGUUAUCUGAGGUGGCGAGGUAAUCCCGCAAAUCUAUUAUUAGCAGACAAAAUGGCGACUGCAAAUCGAGAUGCAUUAGAAGAAGCUUUCGAUUCCGCUAUUGAUCGAUAUAGACCGAGGGUAAUUCGCGCUCUCCAGAAGGAACGAAGAUCAACUUCUGUCGAUUGCCGAAUGAGUGCCGAUGAUUCAAAUUUAUCGUCGAAAAGCUUUCAUCGUUCCGACAAUACAUUAUGUCCUAUACCUAAUGAAAAACCAUUAAAAAGACAAGUUACAAUUGAUCCGAUAAUCACCGAUUUCGAUGUUGUGGCUAUUGACUCUGGUGUCCCUCGCCGACCGCCAGCUGGCAAACGUUCACACGAUCAAGAAAACUAUCCGAAGCUUGUUGAACUCCUGAUCAACAGUCCUGAAUAUGCGUCACAUCUGUUACACGAAAUGACUAUCGGGAAAUUAGGAUUUCCUACAGAAGCUUCUUCUGAAACUUCCGGCAAUAAUUCACCGUUUAUUAAAGAUAUGAUCUCCGUCAUUCAUGAAUUCAGAACCGGAUUUCGUGCGGCUCUGAUGGACUUACAGGGUUUUCGUAUAUUUUUACUCACACUUCACCAAAAACUGGAUAGUUUGUUGAGGAGAUUUAUGAGUAUUAUAGAUAAAACAUUGAGUGGUGAUUUUUAUAAAGAAGAUUUGAUGAUAUUUGAGUCACAUUCACAGUCACAUUCUGCACCUUGUGUUUCUCCACAAAGUAAGGGUAGCCAAAUAGAUUCGAGUGAUACCGAUUUGCAGAAAACAGCUCAAAAAGCAUCAUCAUCUUCAGGAUGCAAAGAAAAUUUAGACUCGAUUUCUCCAAUAUCGCGUGAUUCUUCUUCUUCUUCACAUGGAAAGUCUAAUAAAGCGUAUGCAGAACCAUUGCGUACCAUGCGCAUCACCUCAAAGCUGCGUGAUUUCCACAAAUAUGCUAAGGAAGAUGCUGAACUAAACAAAGAACUAGAGCAAUGGAACGAAUUGCUAAAAAACGAAGCCGUAAAGCUAUGUCAAGAGAAUAAUUUCAAUUCAGGGUUUUUCGAGGGCAACGAGAGUAAUUCUGUUGUUGAUGCUUAUGAAUUAAAGCUUAGGCUUGAACAUAUCCUCGAGAGGAUAUCGUUAAUAUCCGACGCUGGAAAUACGGAAAAACCGUCAUUAGUUACGAGUAGCCUAUUCAUUGGUGGGGCAUUAGCUGCAAGAUCUGUUUACACAUUGCAACAUAUAGGGAUUAGACAUAUAUUGUGUUUGUGUUCUAAUGAAAUCGGGCAGUCUGAAUCUCAACGGACUGACUUAUUUGAGUAUCGAAACUUCUCUAUUGGUGAUGAAGAAGAUUCGAACAUCAGUGAGAUUUUCGAAGAAGCGCAUCAAUUUAUUGAUGCCGUUGAACAAAAAGGUGGUAAGGUUUUGGUUCAUUGCUUUGAAGGAAGAAGCCGGAGUGCAACGGUUGUUCUUUCUUACUUAAUGAUGAGGAAGAAGUACACAUUACUAAAAGCAUGGAAUACCCUAAGAAGAGUACACAGGCGAGCACAACCAAACGAUGGAUUUGCAAGGGCGCUUUUGGAAUUAGACAAAAAGUUGCAUGGUAAGGUUUCGAUGGACUGGCAACAGAAAAAGCCCGCGAUUAAGGUGUGCCCGAUAUGUGGGAAGAAUGCGGGCUUAAGUAGCAGCUCACUGCAGCUUCACUUACAAAAAGCGCAUAAGAAAAUGUCGUCGGGAAGUGUAGACAGUGCCAUGACUAUGGAGAUACAAAAGGUUUUAGAGGCACUCAAUAUUACACACAGACAAUCUCAUUCCAGUGAUUGAUUGAUGAUAAUGUAUAAAUGGAAUGUUGUAUAAACCAAUGUUUUAAAAUCCGGUUCUUAUAUCAUACCGGAUUUGGUUCAGAAAUGGUUUAACCGGGUGUACUGGGCGGUUUAACCGGUUCUACCGGUACAACCGGCCGGUUUGAACUGGUUUUUAGAACAUUGGUAAAACCCAUGUAUUUAGUAAUCAGAAUAAUGUUGUAAACUGCAAUAUUAUUGUAUCUAUAAAUUUUUAUAGGCAAAAACUGCAUUAAAAUA
This is a messenger RNA of Helianthus annuus (common sunflower), 3173 nucleotides long. Its product is annotated as dual specificity protein phosphatase PHS1. NCBI's taxonomy places the organism in Eukaryota, Viridiplantae, Streptophyta, Magnoliopsida, Asterales, Asteraceae. The transcript has 11 exons. The record is from RefSeq and is a predicted model, not a curated record. Gene Ontology annotation, biological process: protein dephosphorylation; response to abscisic acid; cortical microtubule organization. Gene Ontology annotation, molecular function: protein tyrosine/serine/threonine phosphatase activity. Bases 145 to 2916 code for a protein of 923 amino acids.